Psilocybe cubensis is the source of this 612-nucleotide messenger RNA. RefSeq lists its product as uncharacterized. The record is from RefSeq and is a predicted model, not a curated record. Gene Ontology annotation, biological process: mitochondrial respiratory chain complex IV assembly. Lineage: Eukaryota; Fungi; Basidiomycota; Agaricomycetes; Agaricales; Agrocybaceae. Gene Ontology annotation, cellular component: mitochondrial inner membrane. The coding region runs from base 1 to 612 and encodes 203 amino acids. The transcript is spliced from 5 exons.
AUGCCUGCACUACGAUUAGCGGGGCCUAGGGUGGCACCGACGCGUUUUCUACUCAAAAAUUCGGCAAGAAACUUUGCCACGGAACUUCCACGGCCACCACCACCAAGAUCACAGCCUGUAGUUGAAACUUUUUCGGAUACAUCAAGGCCUCGUCCUUACUAUGCGAAACACCCACCAUUCAGAGAACUUCCAAGGGCACAGUCAAAAUGGCCAAUCGCGCUCGGGUUGCUGGUCACAGGUGUGGCUGGUUGGGCUGCUUUUAUGACCUUCGCUACGAACCAAGAGAAGCUGUCCAGUUCCGUGUUUCGAAGUAUUGUCCGUGCUUUGAAGUCAGAUUCUCAAUUGCGGGAGGUUUUGGGUGAGGCCAUCAGGCCUCAGCCUGAAUGGUAUCUGAAUGGUGAUCCACAUGUAAAGGGACGGAUUAGCCAACUGCAAGGUAACAUCGAUGUGAGCUUUAGAGUUAGGGGUUCAAAAGGAUCUGGAACCUUGUACUUCACGAGCAUACGAAAAGAAAAAGGCGUACCGUUCACCGUUCUCCGAUUCCGUGUCAUCUGUGAUGACGGGACGAUCGUUAAUAUUUCGGAUGCAGCAGCACCUGCUCUCGAUUCAUAG